Xiphias gladius (swordfish) is the source of this 3862-nucleotide messenger RNA. RefSeq names its product ras homolog family member F (gene rhof). Gene Ontology annotation, biological process: cell migration; small GTPase-mediated signal transduction. The coding region runs from base 2361 to 2993 and encodes 210 amino acids. The record is from RefSeq and is a predicted model, not a curated record. Lineage: Eukaryota; Metazoa; Chordata; Actinopteri; Istiophoriformes; Xiphiidae. The transcript is spliced from 5 exons. Gene Ontology annotation, molecular function: GTPase activity; GTP binding.
UAUUCAAGGAUUUUUCAUGCAGAUUGGUGGUACUGUAUUUGUUUCAUUUAAAACAUUAGCUUCUCUUCUUUGUAGCUCUUGAAUAUUUGCAUGUUAGUGUAUUAUUAGUGUAAAAUUCCACAGUAUGACUUGUGAUUUAGUCUCUUUUACUUGGUAAUACUAUCACCUGUCUGUUUUUUUGAGAUGCUUAAAUAAAUAGACUCAUUCUAUACACUCAUUUUUAUGUUUUGUUUUUGUGGCAACGGAUGCAGAUUGCUGUAUUUUUUGAUGGACUUUAAAUGAUUUUAGGCCUAUAUUUAAAAUAGUAUUUUAGCCUGUCAUGGCAUUAAAUGCAUACUACAAUAAAAUACACAGUGAACAUAGUUCACACUGCAGGAUGACAUGGCUGUAGGAGGUGAAAUUCUCCUUUAGUUACCUCAAUAUGUGCAUGUUUUUUCGGGCAAAAUACUUGAAAGAUUGCAUGUGUUUUCUUAAAAUAGGCAAAGGGCAGUUUCAGCUUAUCCUCUUAAAGGGACAGCUUGUUCACAUUUUUCUGCACUCCUACCCACCAACUAACUGCAUCCUUUCCCACCAGUGACCACUGAAAUCUAACCUUUACAUUUGACUUUGUAGCCUUAAUUGGUUUGACUUUGGCUGCCUUAAUGACGGAGAAAAUGUUCCAGACCAGACACUGAAUCAAGAAUAAUCCCCAAACCAUUUUUGUGUAUUCUGAUUAUGCACAGUCAUUGUCUAAGAUCUGCUCUCUCUUGGCACCCACUGAAACCUACCUACUUGUAAUUAUUAGCAUGGCAGGAACAUAUUCCCAAACCUAAUAUCAAAAGUAAAUUUUAUUGCAUAUAAGACAAGGUCUAUAGAAUUUCUCUGGCAUUGAGGCAAUUUGAUAAGCAGUAGUGGUUCAAAGGCAAGAGAACUGAAAUUAUAAAACUUCACCGGUGUCCAGUUGGAGUUGAUCUGACUUACUAUCUAACCCUAAUGUGUAACAUUAAUUCCUAAUUAGAGAACAGAAACAAGGGAAAUCUCACUUAAUGUCACCGCUUAUCAGCUGUCACGCCCUAAAGCAGCUAGUCUCCUUCAGCCUCCCUUUUCAAAAACACCUUGCAGUAUUGUAGGGGUGUAGUGGUAUGUGACAUACAGUAUCUCUGAAUGUUAUCUCCAACUCAGUCACUUUAUUUUGCUCGUUUAAUGGGUUUGCUGCUGGGUGACAUGCCCGUGCAUUACACCCGGGGACGGGAAAGAAUAGUCUGUCCUGACGCCCAGCAUGUGAUGACACUACCGUGUUCAGCCACACAGACUGAAUGGAGAAGUAUGACAGACGUCUUACUUGUAACUACCCCUGAGGUUUCAAAAUGUUCACAUGAAUGGAACACUUAAGUUGUAAGUAACAUACCGUUAUUUGUAUCUAAUCUGAAAACAACUGCAUGGUCAGACACUAUUAAGUGGUAUAGAAUAUCAAUUAAGUAAAUUUCAUUAAAUUUAAUCAAUUAAAAUUCUAUACUUGUAUUCUAUACUAUAGUAUAGUGAUAUUUAAUGAAUUACCUUUAAAGGAGCAUCCCAUAAAGAUUCAAACAUCCACAUCUAACAGUGAAAAGGGGUUGGAAACCCAACACAUAAUGCAUAAAGGUGUUGUAUAUUUGAAGGAUCAGAGAGGAGUGAGGUAGCUGGUUUAUUACAGGUCAUGUUAUCAUUUGUACUUCAUCUACGAGGAAGAAGAGGGGCAGGCCUUUUAUCUGUAUAGGUUUCGACUGUGUUUGUUUCUGAGAGAACAAAUUGACAGAAGUAAGAAGCUCUAAUGGAGGUACAAGACGCUCUUUCAGCCCGUUCACAAGUCAUUACAGCACCUCCAGGCCACAGAUGGCUUCACAGUUAAGAAUCUGGCGAACUUACUGUAGCGACGACUGUCCAUGUCAACAUGAGUCGCUGAUUUAUCCCUCAGCAUACCUCUCACACUGGAGGCAGUACUUCAGAUUGAGUACCCACCCAUACAAUGAAGAAGGCGAGCACAUGCAAUAGAGGAAGUGGGAGCAGCCACACUCAGCUUCUCCACAUGUGCAACUCAGCUGCUGCAUUAUUCAUACCCGGAGAUGCUGCUUCAGUGAGCAGACCAGUAACAGGGCACAAGAGAAGUGUGGGUGGUAAAUUGAAAACUGCUUCAAUGUGACAGGAACAGGAAGUGGUGAACAGAGUGAGAUACCUGGUAAAACAUGAGGCUUGUCGGUUCCUCUCUCCUGACACUGCCUGCACAUCAUCUCAGCGUUUCCAAAUAUAGAUUCAUCAGGCUUUGACAUGUAUUUACCUUAAAUCUGGAGGGAGUAUCUUCAGCCCCGUCCCGCCUGGCACCUGUUUGACCGUUUGGAGGCGAAAUGACACAAAACGGUGCUGGGGCUGGUAAUGGUACCGCAAAAAAGGGAGAAGAGCUUAAAAUUGUGAUCGUUGGAGAUGGAGGCUGCGGGAAAACAUCUCUUCUGAUGGUUUAUGCUAAAGGUGAUUUUCCGGAGAAAUAUGCGCCAUCAGUGUUUGAAAAGUAUGUCACCACUAUCUCUCUCGGAGGAAAGGAGAUAAAACUCAACCUGUAUGACACAGCAGGACAGGAUGACUAUGACAGACUACGGCCGCUUUCAUACCAAGAGGCCAAUUUGAUCCUAGUCUGCUUUGACGUGACCAACCCCAACAGCUUUGAGAAUGUCCUGAUAAAGUGGUUCCCAGAGGUGAACCACUUCUGUCGGGACACACCGGUCAUCCUGAUUGGCUGCAAGACUGACCUCAGGAAGGAUAAAGAGUGUGCAAGGAAACUGAAGGCCAUGAAUCUGGCUCCCAUCACUUAUACGCAGGGUGAGGAAACCCGGCAGCAGAUGAAUGCACAGCUCUACCUAGAGUGUUCGGCUAAGUAUCAGGAGAACGUGGAAGACAUUUUCAGAGAGGCCACCAAAAAAGCGUUGGCCUUCAUCCGAAAACAGAAGAACUAUAAGAGGAAGAAGAAAUGUGUCAUUUUGUGAAGUGAGAAAGGACAGAGGCUUGAGGACCCCACUCCUCUGCAGGCGAGCGCCACUGGUGAUCGCUUCAUGUUUCACAUUUAGGGCUGUUGGACACCCAGACACCAAGAUGCUUGGUGUCAUAGACAGAUGCGGAAGAAGGUGGCUUAGUCCCUGGAAGUUUGGGCCCCACUGAAUCAUGAGCACGUUUCCCUUUACCGUCAAAGAAAAAUGACUAAUGAGGCAAAGGGAAAGACAAUUUCGCAAAGAAGUUGCAGCGUUGAGAUUUUAUUAAGUGGUAUACAACAUGAAAUGCUCUUUAUCAAUGUAUUUUUACUUUUGUGUAAGUGUUAUUUUUACUAUUUUUUUUCUAAUGCAAAACUUUGUACUGUUUGAAAACCAAUGUAUUUUAUUAAAAAGUAUAUUUAUUAGUGGAAUUUGAACAGUAAGUUUUUGUAAUGUCAACUUGGAUUUUUCAGAGAACUUUUAAUAGUGUCAGUUUAAAUGUCUGUCCGGCCUGAUCUUGUUCAAAAUCUGCUACUGGAAAACAAAUACUGUGAUAAAAUAGUUGAAAUUGAAUCGAUAAUGGCACCUCAGCUUUAACAGUCUUCAGAAAAAAAACCCAAAAAACAAACACUUUACUGGAAACUUCAUUUCCAGUAAAACAUAACACUGGCCUAGAACUUGUUUUGAAGCUGUGUCAACUCAAGCACGGCUCUUAUCUUUAACAUCAGCGCCCACUAGUGUUGGCAAACCUGAAUGUGUCACAGAGUAGACUGAUGAUGUGGCCUUGAAAAUAAAUACAAUUGCUUUAUGUCUCAGUGCACAAGAAACACAUAAAUAGCUUAAGUUUUUAAAUUAAGUUUUUAAUUAUUAAUAUUUUUUAUUUUUUU